AUGGAUAAAGUAGGGUCGUUGUUAGCCAGACCUAACAAAGAUCUGGUAGAAAAAGAUGAUGUUCCUUGGUGGUUGAAAUUAGCUGGACGAGGUGUCGGAACUAUAGGGGGUGGAUUGGCUAUUUUCUUUGGUGUGUGGAAUUGUGUAGGCAUUUUGUUGGCCAAAAGUGAUUGCCUCUUAGCAGGUAUUUGGCAAAUGUUGGCCGGUUUUUUCGUAAUUAUAGUGGAAGCACCAUGUUGUUGUAUUUUUAUAGAUUUUGUUCAAACUUUUAGUGACUGGGUUGACAAAAGGCCAUUUUGGAAUAGAGGUCUUUUUUAUAUAUCAAUUGCAAUUCCGCCAAUAUUUUUGUGUUUCUCAUUUAGUAGUUUAAUUGGUAGUGGUUUGAUAUUUGUAACCGGGGUAAUUUAUGGAUUUAUGGCCCUUGGGAAAAAAGGUUCUCAGGAAGAUAUGGCUGCAAUGGCUGCUCCACAUCAAGGCUUUACCUCUCCUACAGGUGGUCAGCCUGAUCAUUCGAUUACUCUUAUGGAAGACCCAGAUGUGGCGUCCGCUGGAGAAAUGAGGAGUAACGCCGUCAACGAUAGUAAUCUGUCUGUAUUUCAGCCUAAUACAAACGUGAACAUGAAAUCUUCUCUAACGCAAAAUGCUCAAGACAUAGCUCGGGAUAUUCCUUAG
Molecule: messenger RNA, 672 nt
Organism: Pediculus humanus corporis (human body louse)
Lineage: Eukaryota; Metazoa; Arthropoda; Insecta; Psocodea; Pediculidae
Exons: 6
Coding region: 1-672 (223 amino acids)
Biological process (GO): vesicle-mediated transport
Cellular component (GO): membrane
Source: RefSeq, a predicted model, not a curated record